This is a messenger RNA of Cannabis sativa, 850 nucleotides long. RefSeq names its product AP-2 complex subunit sigma. The record is from RefSeq and is a predicted model, not a curated record. Gene Ontology annotation, molecular function: clathrin-cargo adaptor activity. The transcript is spliced from 6 exons. NCBI's taxonomy places the organism in Eukaryota, Viridiplantae, Streptophyta, Magnoliopsida, Rosales, Cannabaceae. Gene Ontology annotation, cellular component: intracellular membrane-bounded organelle; AP-2 adaptor complex. Gene Ontology annotation, biological process: protein transport; clathrin-dependent endocytosis. The coding region runs from base 127 to 555 and encodes 142 amino acids.
AUAAACGACAACAUACUUUUUGUUUCAACGAAAACGGCUGAACAGAACCGAAGACGGCUUAUUUCUGUUAUUCAAAUUUCAAACCAGUCUUCUCUUUCCUUUCUCGAUCGCUUCGUCUGUUCUGCGAUGAUCCGAUUCAUACUCUUACAGAAUCGGCAAGGCAAGACCCGUCUGGCAAAGUACUACGUUCCCCUCGAGGAUUCUGAGAAACACAAGGUUGAAUAUGAGGUUCAUCGUUUGGUGGUAAACAGAGAUCCCAAAUUCACAAAUUUCGUUGAGUUUCGUACACACAAGGUAAUCUACAGGCGUUAUGCUGGACUGUUUUUCUCGUUGUGUGUCGAUAUUACAGAUAAUGAGUUAGCAUAUCUGGAGUGCAUUCAUUUAUUUGUGGAGAUUUUGGAUCAUUUCUUUAGCAACGUUUGCGAGCUAGAUCUGGUUUUUAACUUCCACAAGGUUUAUCUCAUACUUGAUGAGUUCAUUCUUGCUGGAGAGCUCCAGGAAACUAGCAAGAAGGCAAUUAUUGAGAGAAUGGGGGAGCUGGAAAAACUAGAGUAACAAUUCUGUGGUGAAGAGUGUAGAUGCUGCAGGGCAUUCUGUGUUUCUGGGUCUCUAAGACUUGGUUACCUUGGAAUUGGAAGAUGUGAUGCUCUCUAGUGUAACAUCAGAAAUGGAACUGAUAAUGUUUCUACCUCAUCUUUGCAUUUCUUUCAUCUAAUUUUGACAAUUUCAUGUGAUAUUCUAUCACCAUAGGCGAGAGAGUGCUUUCUGUUGAGUGGGCUGUGAUUAUUAUAUCUGAAAUAUUUUUCAACGUGUAACCUGUUUGUAGUUUCCAACUUUGGUUUUAUAUCCA